UUAAGGCGACGGCGCCUUCCUCGGGUCAGACUACCGGCGGCGACGACCACGGGAGCAUGGCGGACACCGACCUGUUUAUGGAAUGUGAGGAGGAGGAGUUGGAGCCGUGGCAGAAAAUCAGUGAUGUCAUUGAGGAUUCUGUAGUUGAGGAUUAUAAUUCAGUGGAUAAAACUACUACAGUUUCUGUGAGCCAGCAGCCUGUCUCGGCUCCAGUGCCCAUCGCUGCCCAUGCUUCUGUCGCUGGGCAUCUCUCUACAUCCACCACCGUUAGUAGCAGCGGGGCACAGAACAGCGACAGUACAAAGAAGACUCUUGUCACACUCAUUGCCAACAACAAUGCUGGCAAUUCUUUGGUCCAACAAGGUGGACAGCCGCUCAUCCUAACCCAGAAUCCAGCCCCAGGUCUUGGUACCAUGGUUACUCAACCAGUAUUGAGGCCUGUGCAGGUCAUGCAGAAUGCCAACCAUGUGACUAGUUCCCCGGUAGCCUCACAGCCAAUAUUUAUCACUACACAGGGAUUUCCUGUAAGAAAUGUCCGGCCUGUACAGAAUGCAAUGAAUCAGGUUGGGAUUGUGUUGAACGUACAGCAAGGCCAAACGGUUAGACCAAUUACACUAGUCCCAGCCCCAGGUACCCAGUUUGUUAAGCCGACAGUUGGCGUCCCACAAGUGUUCUCUCAGAUGACCCCUGUGAGGCCAGGCUCCACGAUGCCUGUGCGGCCCACCACCAACACCUUCACCACCGUCAUCCCAGCCACUCUGACCAUUCGAAGCACCGUCCCACAGUCCCAGUCCCAGUCGACCAAGUCCACUCCCAGCACUUCCACCACACCCACUGCCACACAGCCGACCUCACUGGGGCACCUUGCUGUCCAGCCUCCAGGCCAAUCCAGCCAGACUCAGAACCCCAAACUAGCUCCCUCCUUCCCCUCUCCACCUGCAGUGAGCAUUGCCAGCUUUGUCACUGUGAAGCGACCUGGUGUUACAGGUGAAAAUAGCAAUGAAGUGGCCAAACUGGUGAAUACCCUUAACACCAUCCCUUCCCUGGGCCAGAGUCCUGGGCCAGUGGUGGUAUCCAACAACAGCUCUGCACAUGGCUCUCAAAGAACCAGCGGGCCUGAGUCUUCAAUGAAAGUGACCUCGCCCAUCCCAGUGUUUGACCUCCAGGAUGGUGGACGGAAGAUAUGUCCACAGUGUAAUGCUCACUUCCGUGUUACUGAAGCUUUGAGAGGUCACAUGUGUUACUGUUGCCCAGAAAUGGUUGAAUACCAGAAGAAAGGAAAAUCUCUGGAUUCAGAACCCAGUGUCCCAUCAGCAGCAAAGCCCCCAUCCCCUGAGAAAACAGCUCCUGUUGCUUCCACUCCCUCUUCUACACCUAUUCCUGCUCUGUCACCACCUACCAAAGUACCAGAGCCAAAUGAGAAUGUGGGUGAUGCCGUCCAGACCAAGCUCAUUAUGCUAGUAGAUGACUUCUACUAUGGCCGGGAUGGUGGCACGGUAGCCCAGCUCACAAACUUCCCUAAGGUCGCCACAUCUUUCCGAUGCCCACAUUGUACCAAAAGGCUAAAAAACAACAUUCGAUUUAUGAACCAUAUGAAACAUCAUGUAGAACUUGAUCAGCAGAAUGGUGAGGUGGAUGGUCAUACUAUCUGCCAGCACUGUUACCGCCAGUUUUCCACUCCUUUCCAGCUCCAGUGCCACUUGGAAAAUGUUCAUAGUCCCUAUGAAUCAACUACCAAGUGCAAGAUCUGUGAGUGGGCAUUUGAGAGCGAGCCACUGUUUCUCCAGCAUAUGAAGGACACUCAUAAGCCUGGAGAGAUGCCUUAUGUUUGCCAGGUGUGCCAGUACCGCUCCUCACUCUACUCUGAGGUGGACGUCCACUUUCGGAUGAUCCAUGAAGAUACUCGGCACCUGCUCUGCCCUUACUGCUUGAAGGUCUUCAAAAAUGGCAGUGCGUUCCAGCAGCACUACAUGAGGCACCAGAAGAGGAAUGUUUAUCACUGCAACAAAUGCCGGCUACAGUUUCUCUUUGCCAAGGACAAAAUCGAACACAAGCUGCAGCACCAUAAAACCUUCCGUAAACCCAAGCAGCUGGAAGGUUUGAAACCAGGCACCAAGGUGACAAUCCGGGCUUCCCGGGGGCAGCCACGAGCUGCUCCUGUACCCUCCAGUGAUGGACCUCCUGGCAGCUUGCAGGAAGCAGCACCACUGGCCUCCUCAGCAGACCCUCUGCCCGUCUUCCUUUACCCCCCUGUGCAGCGCAACGUCCAGAAGAGAGCUGUUAGGAAAAUGAGUGUCAUGGGCCGGCAGACGUGUCUGGAGUGCAGCUUUGAGAUCCCAGACUUCCCCAAUCAUUUUCCUACUUACGUUCACUGCUCUCUGUGUCGCUAUAGUACCUGCUGUUCUCGAGCUUACGCCAACCACAUGAUCAACAAUCAUGUUCCACGGAAGAGCCCCAAGUAUUUGGCUUUGUUUAAAAAUUCUGUGAGUGGAAGCAAGCUGGCCUGCACUUCAUGUACCUUUGUUACCUCUGUGGGAGAUGCCAUGGCUAAGCAUUUGGUAUUCAACCCUUCUCAUAGAUCCAGUAGCAUCCUGCCACGGGGACUCACUUGGAUAUCUCACUCAAGGCAUGGCCAGACUCGUGACCGAGCACACGACCGGAACUUGAAAAACUUGUACCCUCCUUCUUCCUUCUCCUCUAAUAAAGCUGCCACUGUGAAGUCUGCUGGAGUCACCCCAGCUGAGCCUGAAGAGCUGCCAGCUCCCGUGGCCCAGGCACUCCCGUCACCGGCCUCAACUGCAACCCCACCACCCACCCCCACGCAUCUCCAGACUUUAGCCCUUCCACCCUUGGCUGCGGAGGAGGCCGAAUGUCUGAAUGUUGAUGACCAGGAUGAAGGGAGCCCAGUCACCCAGGAGCCUGAGCCAGCGUCAGGGGGUGGUAGUAGCAGUGGCAUUGGCAAGAAAGAGCAGCUUUCUGUGAAGAAGCUUCGAGUGGUCCUGUUUGCCCUAUGCUGUAACACGGAACAGGCAGCUGAACACUUCCGAAACCCCCAGCGACGCAUCCGGCGUUGGCUUCGGCGCUUCCAGGCCUCUCAGGGGGAGAGUCUGGAGGGCAAGUAUCUGAGCUUAGAGGCAGAAGAGAAACUGGCUGAGUGGGUGCUGACCCAGCGAGAGCAACAGCUACCUGUAAAUGAGGAGACCUUGUUCCAGAAAGCCACCAAAAUAGGACGUUCCUUGGAGGGGGGAUUUAAGAUCUCAUACGAGUGGGCUGUGCGUUUCAUGCUACGGCACCACCUGACUCCCCACGCACGGCGCGCUGUGGCCCACACUCUACCUAAGGAUGUGGCGGAGAAUGCAGGACUCUUCAUUGAAUUUGUACAACGGCAAAUUCACAACCAGGACUUGUCCUUGUCCAUGAUUGUGGCUAUUGAUGAGGUUUCCUUGUUCCUCGAUACGGAGGUACUGAGCAGUGAAGACCGAAAGGAGAAUGCCCUGCAGACAGUGGGCACAGGGGAGCCUUGGUGUGACGUGGUGCUGGCCAUUCUGGCAGAUGGCACUGUCCUCCCUACCCUGGUUUUCUACCGAGGACAGAUGGAUCAGCCUGCUAACGUGCCAGACUCUAUCUUGCUAGAGGCGAAGGAGAGUGGCUACAGUGACGACGAGAUCAUGGAGCUGUGGUCAACCCGAGUGUGGCAAAAACACACGGCUUGCCAGCGCAGCAAAGGCAUGCUGGUGAUGGACUGCCACCGCACUCACUUAUCAGAAGAGGUGCUGGCCAUGCUUAGUGCCUCUAGCACUUUGCCUGCGGUCGUCCCCGCAGGCUGCAGCUCCAAAAUCCAGCCAUUAGAUGUAUGCAUCAAGCGGACUGUCAAGAACUUCCUGCACAAAAAGUGGAAGGAGCAGGCUCGGGAAAUGGGAGAUACUGCGUGUGAUUCUGAUGUUCUGCUUCAGCUAGUUCUGGUCUGGCUGGCUGAGGUGCUUGGUGUUAUUGGGGACUGUCCAGAGCUAGUUCAGCGGUCCUUCUUGGUGGCUAGCGUUCUGCCUGGCCCUGAUGGCAACAUGAACUCACCCACACAAAACGCUGACAUGCAGGAGGAGCUAAUUGCCUCCCUAGAGGAGCAGCUAAAGCUGAGUGGGGAACAGUCCGAGGAACCCUCAGCUUCCACUCCUCGACCCAGGUCAUCUCCGGAAGAGACAAUUGAGCCUGAAAGCCUUCACCAGCUCUUUGAGGGUGAAAGCGAGACCGAGUCUUUCUAUGGCUUUGAAGAAGCUGACCUAGAUCUGAUGGAGAUUUGA
Molecule: messenger RNA, 4298 nt
Organism: Budorcas taxicolor (takin)
Lineage: Eukaryota; Metazoa; Chordata; Mammalia; Artiodactyla; Bovidae
Gene: POGZ
Product: pogo transposable element derived with ZNF domain
Exons: 19
Coding region: 57-4298 (1413 amino acids)
Biological process (GO): regulation of DNA-templated transcription
Molecular function (GO): RNA polymerase II cis-regulatory region sequence-specific DNA binding; DNA-binding transcription factor activity, RNA polymerase II-specific
Source: RefSeq, a predicted model, not a curated record